UUUGGACGAGAAACACUCAGUGUCUCCAUUGAGUGCAGCUACAGAGGAGAGUCUACAGAGAGUGAUGGGAAAUUCCUCUGCAUGGGGCAGCAGCUGUCCAGCUGUGACAAAGGUGGAGUCAAAGUUUCAUCAGAGAAAAACAGAACUGACAGAUUCUCUCUGAGUGAUGAUGCACCUGCUGGAGUCUUCACUGUGACCAUCACAGAUCUGAGAGAGGAGGAUUCUGGGACGUACUGGUGUGGGGAGGAGAGCCUUGGAUCCUCCAUCUACACUGAAGUGUAUCUGCAUGUUUCAAAAGGUCCAGGUUCCUCUGUCAUCACUGUGUGUGUCUGUGUGACUCUGCUGCUGAUUGGAGCAUCAGCACUGAUCUACUACAGACUGAAAGCACAAGGCUUCUUCUCUUCAAAUAGGACAGAUAUAUCAAACAAUGAUGGAGUUUCUCCUGUGGCCUGUGACUAUGAGGAGAUUAAUCACAGCAGACAGCAUCCUGACUCAGACUCCAACGUUUACAUGAACACUUCAUCACCCACCAACAGCUCUGAUAAGAACACAGCUGUGUGUAUCUAUUCUACUGUACAACUACCCAAAGAUGAAGGCCCUACUUACGCUACUGUGAGCUUCCAGAAAAAUCCAGAUUCUCCUAAGGAUAGCACAGUCGCUUUCAUUAAGGAGGAAUCUUCUACUCAGUAUGCCACAGUUAAGCACCACUCAAUGACCUGCUGAUUCCUGCUAGACUCAUUACUCUACAGUGCAAAUCUGCAGACUGAGGAUGGGACACAAUGCACAAGGCCAGAGAAGGUGGAUUUUGUGAAGAGUGAGACUGGAUCGCAACUUAGAAUGUAAUGUUUGGAAUUAAUUUGAGAGAUUGAAUAUCCUCAUUAUAAAGCUCCUGAGGAUUAUGACGUAGAUAUAGUCAUAUUAUUUACUAUCCGAAACCACUGUAGAAUAGAACAUCACCAUCUGAAACUUUAUAGGUAAUGCUUACAUAAUGGUAAAACCAAAUGGGUGCCUUGAACAUUCAUGAACUGGAUUAAUAGACUAUCCAGGAUGGAUACAGUCAUGAACUGGAUUAACUGAACAUCAAGGAUCAAUAAAGUUAUGAACUAGAUUAACUUGCAACCCAGAAUCUACAAGGUCAUGAACUCCGUUCACUGGUUAUCCAAGAACAAUACAGUCAAUAAUAUGUCUAACUAUCUAUUCAGGAUCAGUACAGUCAUGAACUGGAUUAACUGACUAUCCAGGAUCAGUUCAGUCAGAAAAUGGAUUAACUGACUAUCCAGGGUCAAUAGAGUCAUUAACUAGGUUAUCUGGCUACCCAGGAUCUAUACAGUCAUGAACAGGCUUAACUGACUGUCCGGGAUCAAUUCAAUCAAUAACAAUAUUAAUAGGCUAUCCAGGAUCAAUAUAAUCAUGAAAUGGAUUAACUCUCCAGGGACCAACACAGUCAUGAACUAGAUUAAUUAACUACCCAGGGAUAAACACAGUCAUUAACUAGAUUAACUGAUUAUCCAGGAACAAUACAGUCAUGAACUGGAUUAACUGACUAUCCAGAAUUAACAGAUUCACAAAAUGGAUUGACUGACUAUCCAGGAUAAAUGUAGACAUGGACAGGAUUAAGUGAUUAUCCAGGAUCAAUGCAGUCUGUAAUACAAAUAACUGACUAUCCAGGAUCAGUACAGUCAGAUUCUGGAUUUACUGAGCAUCCAGGAUCAGUGCAUGCAUUAAAUGGACCGA
Colossoma macropomum (tambaqui) is the source of this 1734-nucleotide messenger RNA. RefSeq lists its product as uncharacterized. NCBI's taxonomy places the organism in Eukaryota, Metazoa, Chordata, Actinopteri, Characiformes, Serrasalmidae. The transcript has 5 exons. The coding region runs from base 82 to 723 and encodes 213 amino acids. The record is from RefSeq and is a predicted model, not a curated record.